UAAACUGUCAAUAUUAUAAGGAGUAAAAGUAUUCUUUGAUCUUCAGAAAGUAGCUUAUAGCAUUUGCUAUUGCUAAUUUUACUGUGUACUCGACACUCGUACUGUUAAUCCUCUUUGUUUUUGAUUUGGCUAUUGUUUUAUCAACUAUCAAGUAUAUAUUAAUAAUAAAACUGUGGGCCGUAUUAACGAUAUUAAGUUGAAGCUACGGUGUAGGACUACGCCCUUUUUCUUUUACAAGUGUUUCCAUUUGCUGUCAACAUAGGCCUCUCGGAUACUGCCGUUAUGGAUAUGAUGGUGUCUACUUUACAACAGCAACGAGCUGUAACUGAGCAACUGCGCAGAGAGGCUGCGAUAAAACGUAUACCAGUUUCAGUUGCUGUAGCAGAUAUCAUUCGUUUUAUAAGCGAACACCAUCAAGAGGAUUGCCUUCUCGUUGGGUUUACCAAUCAAAAAGUUAAUCCAUUCCGUGAAAAAAGUUCAUGUACAGUUUUGUAAAAGUUUUUCUUACUGUGAUCAUAUUUAUUUCACAUUGAAUUAUCUAUUUGUGAAGAAGUUUGUAGUCCUUCGUAUCAUACUUUUGUUUGUUUACUAAUUUCUUUUUCAAAUUACUUUAACAUAUUGGAAUUGAUGUAAAAUAUUAUAAUAAAGUGCUGAUAUAUAAUAAAAAAUGAAUCUAUAAGUACCUAAUUAAA
This is a messenger RNA of Leptidea sinapis, 692 nucleotides long. RefSeq names its product guanine nucleotide-binding protein subunit gamma-1 (gene Ggamma1). Gene Ontology annotation, cellular component: heterotrimeric G-protein complex. Gene Ontology annotation, biological process: G protein-coupled receptor signaling pathway. The coding region runs from base 283 to 495 and encodes 70 amino acids. The record is from RefSeq and is a predicted model, not a curated record. The transcript is spliced from 2 exons. Gene Ontology annotation, molecular function: G-protein beta-subunit binding. NCBI's taxonomy places the organism in Eukaryota, Metazoa, Arthropoda, Insecta, Lepidoptera, Pieridae.